Messenger RNA from Amoebophrya sp. A120, 546 nucleotides. Lineage: Eukaryota; Dinophyceae; Syndiniales; Amoebophryaceae. The record is from the annotation of a GenBank genome assembly.
ACGAUACUUUUGCACAGGAUAGUGAAGGGGAGGAAGCAGCAAUCGAAGGUGAUUCUUCUCCCCCCCUACGUCGCCGCCGCGGAGUUACGGGUAAUGUUCAAUUUAGGCUACAGCGAGAUUUUCCGCUUGUUGAACGUCACUUUCGAGGACGGGGCGUACACCUGGAAGGACCAGGCAAACCGGGUGUUCAAAACGGCGAACAAGCGGUGCGUCUUGAUUCCGUAUAGAAUCGCCGCGGCGGCAGCCGCGGAUUUCGGGUUGGAGCCGAAAUUGUUGGAUGUAGAGCCGGAAUGGGACCGGAAGGUGUUGGCGGAACGGAUGUUGGAAGGGAUGAACAAGAAGGAUAAAAGUUCUGGUGAUCAUGUGCAGAUGCCCCUUUCGUCGACGAAAAAUACUAGCAUGACAACUUCCAUUAUCCCGACAGUCGUCGUCCUGGGGCACAUUGACGAGGGGAAAACCUCUUUCCUCGAUCGGGUGCGCGGGACGAAUGUCGCGAGGUUGGAGCCUGGUCGGAUCACGCAGGAUAUCCGGGCAUUCACGAUUAAG